Messenger RNA from Striga asiatica, 753 nucleotides. The record is from the annotation of a GenBank genome assembly. Lineage: Eukaryota; Viridiplantae; Streptophyta; Magnoliopsida; Lamiales; Orobanchaceae.
AUGAGCCAUUGCUUCUUGUUCGACAUUCAUAAGCUGUGGCGAAGUGACCAUUUGUGCUUGCACGACCAUUGCAUCCGCGUUGAUCACAUUCUCAUUGCUAUUAUUAUUACUAUACGUUUCGUGACAAAACGAAUCAACUGCAUUGCUCUCCUUGAAAUCCAAAUAAGCAAUGCCGUAAUCGCCAUUGCAACUAUUGGAAUACGACGAGAUUUGUGGGCCCGGCCCAAUCAGCAAGUCCGCUACAUUAUUGUAUUGGGCCGGGCGGGGCCAUGCCUAAUUGUAGCUCCGAGAGAUAUUCAGUUGUGGCAGAAAUUUCCUGCUGCUGUAGGCGAGUUGUUGGAGAACUGCUUGGAGUUCUUCCUCGGCCAUCUGGAUUUGAUAAGUGAGUUGUUGUAUCUCGACAAGACAGCCGUAUACAGGGUACUUGUCCCGCAUGGCAGCGUGGAAUUUAAUGGACUUCAUGGCCAUGGGCUUCUGCUCUGGGCUGAGCUCCUUGAGGAGGUUCUGGAUGUUUUUGACCCCGAACAAUCGAUGAACGUACUGAAACAUUUUCGGCUGGUCGGCUGGGAAAAAUGGGGCGAGGAGGCAUUCUGGGGUGCAUCUCCGGCGUUGGCGGCGCAAGCUUGGCCGGUGCCGUUUUUGAGUGUCAUAAUGACUUCUGUUUUCGAGGAUGCAUUUGUUGUGGGGGGAGGAAAGAUUGGUGUGGUGUUUGUUGUGCUUUUAAGACAAAUUCAGCGGAUGAAUCAUACUUAG